This is a messenger RNA of Paramuricea clavata, 528 nucleotides long. Lineage: Eukaryota; Metazoa; Cnidaria; Anthozoa; Malacalcyonacea; Plexauridae. The record is from the annotation of a GenBank genome assembly.
AUGCACGGGGGACGCAAGAUGCGAACAAGAUUACCAUUGGAGACUUACUGUGACGACAUCAUUGACCGAGAACAAGUGAUAAACACUAAAGCUAAAAUGGUUUACAGAACCACGUGUGCCAAGGAACAUCGUUUAAAAGUCGGAGAUCAGGUUGUUGUAAUGCAGAAAAGGAAGAAUAAGUUAACAAUUGUGUUUAACCAAACGCCGCUAACAGUUACAAACAUAAAUGGAUCAAUGAUAAGUGCAAGCAAAAAUUAAUGAUCAAUAACAAGAGAUGCUUCAAAGUUUCGCAAGUUAUAUGGGAGUCUACCCCGAAGUAGUAAAAGCGACGGUGAGGAAAUGCACGAGGAGGAAAAUGAUACAAACGAACAAUUCGACAACGACGAACACGAGGAAGACGAAAACUAUAAUGAAGUUGAUAUCGAACAAGAUAACGAAGGAGCAAACGACGUUAAUAUCGAACCACCAAUGGCAAGGCCGGAACGCGAAAGACAGCCAGCAGCUUGGCUCAGAGACUAUGAAACAUAA